UCUCUGAGGUCGCUCAUUUCGUUCAUCCCUCUUCAGUGAGUCGUUCGUUCGGAGUCGUUCAUUUGAACGAUAGAAUUACCGAUCGGCUUCGAAGCUGACGAGAGUAUUGUGUUGCCUAUAGUAACGACUCACUGAGUCAGAGAAUAUAGGAUCUCGAAACAAAACAAUUGGGUUCCCUAGAUAGUGUCUGUACUGUUACCAGGUUGUCAGUUCGCAGUUCAUUUGCUGCAUACUGCAGAUACGCUUUGCACAAUUGAACGAGCCAUUAUGUACCAAAAGAGUCGUUCAAUCAUCGCUCACUUAGAUGAGUCGUUCAUUUUGAACGACUCGUUCGCGAACGACACAUGACUAACUGCUGACAGCCAACUAACAAUCAGCUGUUUGCGUCGAGGUUAUGUUUGUGGUUGUCGAGAUGGAUGUCUUCAAACUUGCUUCAAACACAGUUGUGUAUUUAUUCAUACAUGUUAUUCGUUGAUCUAUAACAGCUUUAAUAUUUAUCAAUGCAAAUAAAAUAUUUAGGACCACCAUAAGCAAUCAAGAAUGAGCAACCAUAAUUUGAAAAUCGUCAACUUCCAGGACUCAGAUGUGGUUUCAUACUCAAUAAUAAAAAUUCUAGGGAAUAUUGAAGAGCCCUUUUGUCAAAAAGGAAUAAAUGAAAAUGUAUCACUUACAUUGAAUGACAAAAAAUACUCUGCAAAUAUAAGCAACAAAAUAUUCAAAUUUCUGAUUGAGCUACAUAGUGGUAAGAAUGAAAUUCGGAUCCAUUACUGUUGUGAUACCAUUCAACUUGAUAUAAAUUAUGUUCCAAAAGAGUUGCCAAAUACUGUGAUACCCCUGUAUGUGAUAUGUGAAGGCCACAGUGGGUGCUUUCAAGCCCCAGCAAAUGAAAGAAACAACCCAGAGAGUGCCUGUAAAAGAAUAAUGCUAUGUCUGAAAUUGCUACAGUGUGUAACUGCUGAGAAAUUGAACGAACAUGAUUUGGGAAGAAAGACCUUCCUGAUUCAAGAAAACUGUAGAAUCUUUAAAAGUUCAAUAGAUUACCUAAAAGCCCAAGAGAUGAAUCAAAUGGAACUGUGGCAAAAUAUUGGCAAAGAUAUAAUCAGCUCCUUCAGUGGAUCAAAGAAUAAAAAGUUCUUAGCAUUUUUAUCAUUUACACAUUACUAUGGUGAGCAAUAUGUAGAUGGUAUGAAAACUCAUGAAGAGCUUUUAGGGAUCACCAAGGGUUAUGUAGCUUUAGGUGGGGGUAAUUUAGCUUUAUUUGGCACAGCAUGUCUCUUUACUUGGCCUGAACAUUUUGAUGAUGUGAUAAGCAGAUUUGAAGAUGAUACACCAAUUGAUAGAACUCAGUUCUUAGAUGAUAGCUGUUAUAGAGGUACAGUGGGAUCUUGUUUCUCCACAACAUUAGGCUCAGUACUCCAUGAAUUGUACCACACUUUUGAUUUGGGACACUCAAAAGAUGGUAUCAUGGGAAGAGGUUUUGACAACAUUUGCAAGGUCUUCACAAAUCCACAAAUAUGCAAGUCAUCCAGCUUCCAUAAUAAGAUUGAAUUCAAAGAGCAACUUAGCACUUGCAGCUUGAAACAUGUUGACAAGAAUAUGAAGAAAGAUUUUACUGUCAUCAGAAGGACUGAAGAGGUUGAUGAUACUCUGUUAACUAAGAGUUGUGCAGUAUUACUGAGCUUCCAUAGGUAUAAGUUUAAUAGCUUUUAUUGUGCAUUUCUUGCAUCUUGUUUCAAUAUUAUAAUACCCUAAAGGAUCAAAUAAUUGAACUUGAAACUGUUUGUCAAAUUCUCAGUCUUUAUGAAAUCCAGUACAUGAGUCUCAAUCACUCUUGGUUGUAUUCAAAACAACUGUUUUGUUUAUUCUAUCUGAUAAAAAGAAUACUGAUCCAUAAUUCAGGACAGAUGAUAUAAGUAAUCUAUGGCAAAUUUGUUUUUAGGUGGUUGAACAAUUACCCUACCCAGACUUCCCAUCUGUCUUUUGACAGUUCAAAUAAAGUUGUAAAGUCGACAGCAGGUGUCAGAGUGGUUGAGAUAAGACAAACAGAGGAUGAGCUAAUUCUCCAGAGUUGGGUUUUUAUCAGCAAAGUAUUGAAAUUCUCCUUCCAAAUACCACAAAACGUCCUUAGUGAGUUAAACAAUCAAAAUCUCAUCAUUCUAGUGGAAGACAGCAUAGGAACUAUUAUUAAAGAAGAGUUUGUUGCUUAGAUAUUAUAUAAACGUAUAAACAUAUUUAUCUUUCAUAUAGUCAGACUGUGAUAGAAGAUAGGUACUAGAGGGUUAUUCUCUUAGAUAAUGUUUGUCAAAGAUGGAACUAUCAUAUCUUAAAGUAUUUUCAUCUUAUAGUUCUAUGAAGUAUAGUAAUGCUAGUAUACCACUUUGUCCUUACUAUUAUGAAAUAUAUAUCAUUUAUGGC
Molecule: messenger RNA, 2415 nt
Organism: Acanthoscelides obtectus
Lineage: Eukaryota; Metazoa; Arthropoda; Insecta; Coleoptera; Chrysomelidae
Source: the annotation of a GenBank genome assembly